UAAAUCAGAGGUAACGACUUUCACCCUAUCUACUCGCACUCGAAAGUCGAAUCGUUGGCGACCAAGUGGGACAUCAGAUGCGGAAUUAGUGUACAGCAUGAAAUUGUGCUUUGAGCUUUCGAUUUGUCAAGUUGCGGAAUGAUGAAGCUGCUCAAAGUCUGAGUAUAAGUAGGGACUUGAGCCUAUGUCCAUGUCUAUCCAUCAUUCAAUCAUUCCAACUCUCAUCUAGUCUGAUAACCAUUGGCAUCUUUCGCAUAACUAAAACAUAUCUUGUCUCUGCACUAUUUCCCAACAUUCAGACCCAGCUGAAGCAUCCUUACACUCACCUCAAAAUGUCCAUGCCAACCUACACAAAAACCUUCCACACCACCACCUACCCCGCCAUCUCUCCCCUCCUCCCUUCCCUCUCAACCGCAAGAAAAGUAGUCCUCCUAACCGGCGGCGGCUCCAGCAUAGCAACCUCAAUCGCCCUCUCUUUCGCGGCCUCCGGAAGCAAAGCCAUCGUCCUCCUCGGACGAAACACCACCUCCCUACUCUCGAACAAAACCCAAAUCGAAACGAAACACCCCUCCACCACCGUCCUCACCUUCGUAGCCGACAUAAACGACGAGGCCGCCGUCAACGCAGCAUUCACCACCGUCCAGCAACAAUUCGGCGGGAUCGACAUCCUGCUCCAAAUCGCCGCCUACUUCCCCGACGGACAACCCAUCGCCACGGCUUCCGUCUCGGAAUACUUCUCUGGUUUCGAGACGAACGUAAAAGGGAACUUGAUUGUUACGCAAGCGUUCCUGAGAACGAGGACGGAGAAGAGGGAAGCGGUGCUGAUUCAUGUGUCGACGGGAGGGGUGCAUUUGCCUGCCAUGCCGUUCCCGAUUUCUGCUUAUAUAGCGAGUAAGGCGGCGGCGGCGAAGAUGAUGGAGUAUUUGAGUGUGGAGUUGAAGGAGAAAGGGGUUAGGGUUUUGAAUGUGCACCCGGGCAUGCUGGACACUGUGCAGGGAAUCAAGGCUGCGAGUGCUGGGAUGGUGGUUCCUUUCGAUGAUGCUCAAUUGUCUGCUGAUUUUAUGGUCUGGCUUGCUAGUCCCGAGGCAGAGUUCUUGCAUGGGAAACUUGUAUGGGCCAAUUGGGAUGUGGAUGAGUUGAAGGCUAAGAAGGAGGAGUUGCUGUCUGGACCUGCUUUGACUCUGGGGUUGAAUGGCUGGCCUUGACCAUUAUAACUUGGGAACUUUCCUCAAGGGGCUCUUAACAUUCGAAUGCUUUUCGUCUUGAUUUUUGAAAUGUUUGUUUUGCGUCAAUGUCUGUGUUGAGAUCGCUUUCAAUGAGGAUGUUUGUGGUCAAAGCAAGAAGAGAAUGCGGAUAAUGUUCAAGUCUAUCCCAGCUAACCUAAACUUUUGAUUUCCCGGCUUAUCGUUGAGACAAAUCGUCUAGUGAGUUCUUGUAACUC
Messenger RNA from Mollisia scopiformis, 1441 nucleotides. RefSeq names its product NAD(P)-binding protein. The transcript is spliced from 2 exons. Lineage: Eukaryota; Fungi; Ascomycota; Leotiomycetes; Helotiales; Mollisiaceae. The record is from RefSeq and is a predicted model, not a curated record. Gene Ontology annotation, cellular component: cytosol. Gene Ontology annotation, molecular function: oxidoreductase activity. Bases 333 to 1205 code for a protein of 290 amino acids.